Molecule: messenger RNA, 1176 nt
Organism: Penicillium cosmopolitanum
Lineage: Eukaryota; Fungi; Ascomycota; Eurotiomycetes; Eurotiales; Aspergillaceae
Product: mandelate racemase/muconate lactonizing enzyme family protein
Exons: 1
Coding region: 1-1176 (391 amino acids)
Biological process (GO): amino acid catabolic process
Source: RefSeq, a predicted model, not a curated record
AUGACUCAACAAAAUCUGAUCCGCUCCGUGGAGCCGCUGCAUAUCGGCCAAUUCUUGCUGGUCCGCGUCGAAACCAACCAGGGAGUCGUGGGAUAUGGCGAGAGCGGCGUCUGGGGCCAUAUUGAAGCCGCAGCGACUGUCGUGCGUCAUUUCGCGACCUACUUAGUGGGCAAGCCGGCCUUUGCGAUCGAGCACCACUGGAACGUCAUGCACCGAUACAGCUACUUCCAAGGCAUGGCGAUCAACGGCGCGAUCUCAGGAAUCGACAUCGCCCUCUGGGACAUCAAGGGCAAGGUUCUGGGCGUCCCCAUCUACGAGCUGCUGGGCGGAUCCUGUCGCACCAAGGCGCGCGUCUACGGACACAUCUAUGAGAAGGACAUCGAAGGCGUGCUCAAGGAGUGCAAGCGCAAGAUGGAUCUCGGAUACACUGCCUUUGGACACAUCAAUCCGUUCCUGGAUGAAGGCAACGACUUGUCGUACUUCAAGACUCAUGUGAAGAAGAUGGAGGAUGCAGCGGAGAACGUCCGUCGCAUGCGCGCCGUCGUCGGUGAUAAGGUCGAUCUGCUCAUUGAGCUGCACCGUCGUCUGACGCCCGCCGAAGCCGUCACCUUCAGUACCAUGAUCGCCGACUGCCGUCCGAUGUACGUCGAGGACCCCGUGCGGCCUGAGAACGUCGACGCUAUGGCCCGCGUCGCAGACCGCAUCCCCGUCCCCAUCGCCACCGGCGAACGCUAUUCCACCAUCUACGAGUUCCAGGCGGCGCUGUCGCGCAACGCGCUGGAGUACGUGCGCGUCGACGUCGCACUCUGCGGGGGUAUCACCGGCGCGAAGAAAGUGGCCGCCAUGGCUGAGGCUUGCAAUGUGCAGGUCGUGCCGCAUAACCCGUUGUCGCCUAUCGGACUGGCGGCCUGUUUGCAGUUGGAUGCGGCGAUCCCCAACUUUGCCAUCCAGGAGUACUCCACUGGGUUUGAGAAUGGUGUCUUUACCUCUACGACCGAACACCUCGGCAGCAAUAUCGUGGACUAUGUGCCUUCUGUGGUGGAUGGGUUUGUGGACAUCCCCACCGGUCCUGGGCUGGGGGUGAACUUGCUCCCGGAUGCGCAGCAGAUCAGACCACCCUUCACGCAGCCUAUCAAUAUGAGGCCCCAUCUAGAUGGGUUUGUAGUGGAUCAGUAA